Marmota flaviventris (yellow-bellied marmot) is the source of this 1988-nucleotide messenger RNA. It is a transcript of the gene Znf157, whose product is annotated as zinc finger protein 157. Gene Ontology annotation, cellular component: nucleus. Gene Ontology annotation, molecular function: DNA-binding transcription factor activity, RNA polymerase II-specific; RNA polymerase II transcription regulatory region sequence-specific DNA binding. NCBI's taxonomy places the organism in Eukaryota, Metazoa, Chordata, Mammalia, Rodentia, Sciuridae. Gene Ontology annotation, biological process: regulation of transcription by RNA polymerase II; embryo development. The record is from RefSeq and is a predicted model, not a curated record.
GUUGAUCUCCUGAUAACGCCAUUCAUGGCCAAAGUCUCUGCCGAUCCGUAACACCUUGUUCAAGUGAUUUCUUGAUGUCUCUGUGGAGCCAUUGAGCCUUGUACCUUACUGGAGGCUGCAGAAUUGUCUGCAUACGGACAUCUCCCCAGCUUUGGAAGGGGGACUGAGGUCCAGGAUGAACAUGCCAGCUAAUGGGAAAUCACCACAGAGGUUCCCUGCACAGAUUCCAGGAGAACUUGGAAGACCAUUUGAGGGGUCCGUGUCAUUCGAGGAUGUGGCUGUGGAUUUCACCCGACAAGAGUGGCACAGACUGGACCCUGCUCAGAGGACCAUGCACAAGGAUGUGAUGCUGGAGACCUACAGCAACCUGGCAUCCGUGGGCCUCUGCGUGGCCAAACCAGAGAUGAUCUUCAAAUUGGAGCGAGGAGAAGAACUGUGGAUAUUAGAGGAGGAAUCUUCAGAUCAUGGUUACUCAGGAUCUCUCUCGCUACUGUGUGGCAACAGCUCUGUUGGGGCUAAUGCCCUCAGGCUGGAUAACAGCCUGCUUCAGCAUCAGAGUCUUCACAGUUUGAAUCAAAACGUUGAAUAUAAUGGAUGUGGGAAAGGCUUCCACCAGGAAACCGGCUUCCUUCAACAGAAAAGAACACACACUGGAGAUAAAAGCUUUGAAUGUCACGAAUGUGGGAAGGCAUACUGCAGGAAAUCAAACCUGGUUGAACAUCUGCGAAUACACACAGGGGAAAAACCUUAUGAAUGUGGCGACUGUGCCAAAACCUUCAGUGCCAGAUCAUACCUCAUUGCCCAUCAGAAAACUCACACAGGGGAGAAGCCUUUCGAAUGCCCUGAAUGUGGGAAAUCUUUUGGCCGGAAGUCACAACUCAUUUUACACAGGAGAACCCACACAGGAGAGAGACCCUAUGAAUGUACAGAAUGUGGGAAAACCUUUUCCGAGAAGGCAACUCUCACCAUCCACCAGAGGACCCACACGGGGGAGAAACCCUACAAGUGUAGUGAAUGUGGGAAACCAUUUCGUGUCAAGAUAGCCCUCACCCAGCACCAGAGAACUCACACGGGGGAGAAACCCUAUGAAUGUGGGGAAUGCGGGAAAAAUUUCAGGGCAAAGAAAUCCUUAAAUCAACAUCAGAGCAUUCACACAGGGGAGAAACCUUAUGAAUGUGCAGAAUGUGGGAAGUUCUUCCGAAUGAAGAUGACUCUCAAUAAUCAUCAGAGGAUCCACACGGGUGAGAAACCCUAUCAGUGCAAUGAAUGUGGGAAAGCUUUCAGUGUGCACUCCUCUCUUGGGGUCCAUCAGAGAAUUCACACGGGAGAGAAGCCUUACCAAUGCAACAAAUGUGGUUAUGCCUUCUACGUGAAAGCACGUCUCAUCGAGCAUCAGCGAAGGCAUUCAGGAGAGAAACCCUAUGAAUGCACUGAGUGUGGGAAGAUCUUUAGCAUGAGGAAGUCCCUUCGCCAGCACCGGAGAACGCACACAGGAGAGAAACCGUAUGAAUGCAGCGAGUGUGGAAAUGCCUUCUAUGUGAAAGCCCGUCUCAUUGAGCAUCAGCGAAUUCACACGGGGGAGAGACCCUUUGAAUGUCAAGAGUGUGGGAAGGCUUUCUGCCGGAAGGCACACCUCACAGAACACCGGAGAAUUCACUUAGGCCGGCCCUUGCCAUGUGCAAUAGAAAAAGCCCCUCCCUAAAGACCCUCCCCACCCCUGGAUCAAGCCCCUUGGGGCAUCUGAUUACCAGAGCACUCAGAAUACCCCUAUCAUGGUGUGGCACCUAGCUUGGUGGAAAGCUAGUUCCUGACCCCCUUAGGGGGCAGCUCCUUGUUAUUUUCAUUUGUAUUUCCCCAGUUGGUGGUGAAGCUGAAUAUGUUAUCCGUUUGGCCCUUCAGGUUUUUCCUUCCAUGUAUUGACUGUUCACACUCUUUCCUCAUUGAUUAUUUGGUACUGAGAAUUGAACCCAUGGGCACUUUACCACUGA